This is a messenger RNA of Diachasmimorpha longicaudata, 3278 nucleotides long. RefSeq names its product NPC intracellular cholesterol transporter 1-like. Gene Ontology annotation, cellular component: membrane. Lineage: Eukaryota; Metazoa; Arthropoda; Insecta; Hymenoptera; Braconidae. The record is from RefSeq and is a predicted model, not a curated record. The transcript has 11 exons. The coding region runs from base 383 to 3259 and encodes 958 amino acids.
UUUCAGUCGAUUAAAAAUCCAGCUCAUGUAGACACAUGUACGAAUAUAUAUUGGAAUAAUCACGACGCGCCAAAAAUCUAAUCACGUUUUGUCGCCCAGUAAACCUUCGAUACAGCGCAUGAUCUAGUUGUGUGUGUCACACACGUUCAAGGAAAAGCACACAGACCAGCACACCGAAGUGGAAUGUCCACUUGAUAGUAGGAAUGAGUGUGACAUUCAAUCUGCAGUGUGUUGCUAAUACUUGAGCUAAUAGAGUAGCAAUUAAUGAUUCUGAAUAAGAUCCAUUAUCGCCAAUUGGAAUGACAGAUGAAUCAUAAUAAUUGUCGGGGUUAUUGUUUCUCAUUGUUACUUGGCCAUCUGAUAGAGUAGAGGUCACUGAACUAUGGCGGAGGGAUUCGAGGAAAACAUCAGAAGAAGAAAAUCUCUCUGGGAGAGGAUUAAAAAUGUUCCGGAGACCGUUGCUACUGGACUUCAGAAUUUUUUCUACAGAUUGGGCUUCAAUAUCGCCCGAUCACCGAUGCAAUGGAUUGUCGGGAGCACAAUAGCUGUUUUGUUAUGCCUCUGUGGUCUCUAUCGCUUUCGGCAGGAGAAAAAUCCCCUGAAACUAUGGGUACCACCGAAUUCGGACUUUGUCAGGGAUACAGAGUGGCUACUGGCGAACUUUGCUGAAGGACAGAGGACAGAGACCAUGAUUCUCACUGCAGACGAUGUUUUAGAGCCUGAUGUACUCUAUGAGCUGAAUGAAAUUACUAAACGAAUUUUAUCAGUACAGACGGAUAAGGAACCGGUAUUAGCAUGGACAGACGUUUGUUUCAAGAUACCUUUAAUCGCAGAGUAUACGAACCGUAAUAAACGUGCAAUAGACGAUGAUUUUUUCGACGAAGAACCUUCAGCGAAAAUAAACAAAACAAAGUUUGAAGCGAGUGUUCACGCACCCAGCGAGAUAUACUGCAAAAUAUUCAAUAGUUUUCCCAAAGGAUGUCUGCUAUUCAGUAUCCUGGAUCUAUGGGACUUUGAUUCUGAUCUCAUCAGAAUCCAAACGAAGCAGGACAUUAUAAGCAAAUUGCACUCGACUAAGCUCAGCCCCACCUUGGGGCAUCCCAUGAAUUUCUCAGAAUUAUUAGGGGGAAUUGAGACUGACUACAUGGGCCGAAUCGUAUCUGCCAAGGCAGUCAAGACAUUAUGGAUGGUCCACAUCAAUUUUACGACUAUCAAUAUGGGAAAGAGUGGAAAUGAUGUUGGAACUGCAGACUGGGCAUCAAUUGAAGUCUUAAAUUGGGAAUCAGCGUUCGUGAAAGAACUCCAGACAAAUGCUCAACGUUUGAAGGAUCAAAAUCCAUUCAAUCGAAAUAUUGAAUUAUUCUAUAGAGCUGGGAGAAGCUUCGGAGAUGUCAGUUCUUCGACAAUGUUCCAAGAUGUGACUAAACUUAUCAUAGGAAUUAUCUGCAUGACUCUCUACGUACAAUUUAUAUUGUCUCGAUUUAAUUGGGUAGAAUAUCGUUUUUGUUUGACAACAGCAGGACUGCUGUGUGUCGGUGGUGCUUUUAUCGUAGCAGUUGGUGCAUGCUCUCUAUUCGGAGUACCUUUUGGGCCAGUCCACUCAUCAUUACCCUUGAUGUUGCUGGGUCUUGGUGUCGAUGAUAUUUUUGUGAUGAUGGCAUCGUGGAAAGAGUUGAUGACAGUGCAAGAACAUCGCGAAAAGUCAGUGGAGCAGAGAAUUGCCAUGAUGUUAAGUCAUGCUGGAGCUGCUAUUUGCAUCACUUCUUUGACAGAUGUAGUCGCUUUCAUAAUUGGGGCAUCGACUAUUUUACCUUCGCUGGAAUCUUUCUGCAUUUAUGCAGCAGUUGGAGUCCUCGUGACAUUCCUCCUUCAAAUCACCUUCUUCGUGGCUUUUUUCUCAUUGGAUGUGAAAAGAGUGGAGAGCAAGAGAAAUGGAGUGUUCCCUUGUAUAAUUCAUCCGAGCUAUGAGCCGUCUAUUAGUGAUUCUCGGGAACGAAGAGUAUCGCGAAUCAUCGACUACAUUUAUUCGAAACUAGUGCUGACUCUACCUGGAAAACUGGUGGUCUUGGGGAUCACUUUGGCCAUUGCUAGUGUCGCCACGAUAGGCGCCCUUCAGCUGCAGCAGUGGUUUGAUAUGAACUGGUUCCUUCCUGAGGGGUCCUAUCUGCACAAAUAUAUCGCUGUUCGGACCGCACAAUUUCCUAAUAAAGGAUAUCCGUCCAUGGUGAUACUUGGAGACUUGGAUUAUCACUCGGAGCUGACCAGGAUCCUUGAUUUUACUAAUACUCUGGGAAAUUUAUCGACUAUUGAUCAUGUUGACUCUUGGCCACAUCACUUCGCAGAUUUUCUGGAGAUAUAUUAUGAGAAAGAUGUCAGAAACAAAACAUUGAAUUCCGAAGAAUUUCAAUUCUACCUCUCGAAGUUCCUCUUCAGUCAAAUGGGUGGAAAAUACCAGGGGAAUUUUCAUUUCUUUUCGAAUCUUACCUGUGGACAGAACGCUCCAAGAAUAAAAGUAUCAAGCAUCAAUUUUGCUUUCAAAAGCUUCACCGGCCCUGAUCAAUGGCUCCCUGCAAUGGACCAUGCGAAAUCGACAUUGGUCAAUGCCAAUAUCAGUGGAUUUACGUUUAUCUGGAGCAAUGUGUUCGGUGCUUGGGUGACGGAUAAGGUAAUUGCAACUGAAGUGACUAGAAAUAUAUUCCUCGCGCUCAUCUGCGUGAUGGGUACCACGUCAUUGCUGAUUGCCGAACCACAGACGUGCUUCUGGAUUCUUCUGUGUGUCAGUUUGACACUCGUUGACAUAUGUGGAUUUAUGUAUUAUUGGGGAUUGAGUAUUGACAUCGUCUCGUGUAUUGGUCUCGAAUUAGCAGUUGGACUGAGCGUAGACUACGCCUCACACGUCGCCCACGCCUUCCUGCACAGCAAAGCUCCAAAAGACGGGGAAAAUCGUCACAUGAGAGCCGUGAACGCCGUGAGGCACAUAGGAAUAGCUGUACUUUGUGGUGCUGGUUCGAUGUUGCUCUCUCAAAUUCCUCUGAUAUUUUCAGAAGCCUAUGUAUUCAAAACCUUCUUCAAGAUAUUUUUCCUGGCCAUCACCUUUGGCCUGUGGCACGGUUUGGUCUUUCUCCCCGUAGUUCUCAGCACAAUUGGCCCAAAAAGUCUGCACAUUAAUGACAAAAAAAUGAUACAGACUGAGUUUAAUAGUCUUACCAAAGAUAUUGACGCACAACUACCAUUGACUCCUGUAAAAAAUAACAAUUAAUAAAAAAUCAAUUGAUCAU